AUGUCGGAUAUUGAUAUGUCGAGACGCAACAAGAAGCCGAGAUUAUUGCUCGAGUCUGAGCGGGCGCGACUGGAGGAAUUCAUUGACAGUAUUGGGUAUUCGGCGAGAUACUCGGACAGCGAGUUUGAAUACCGUCAUGUGCAACUCCCAAAGGCCAUGUUAAAGGUUAUCCCCCGAGACUAUUUCGACGACUCGAAGGGCACUUUGAAGUUGCUAUGGGAAGAAGAAUGGAGAGGAUUGGGGAUCACACAGAGCCUAGGAUGGGAGCACUACGAAGUCCACGAGCCAGAACCACAUAUCUUGCUGUUCAAGCGACCGAUUGGAUACCAGCCUCCUGCUCAUUGA
Fonsecaea erecta is the source of this 345-nucleotide messenger RNA. Its product is annotated as cyclin-dependent kinase regulatory subunit. Bases 1 to 345 code for a protein of 114 amino acids. Gene Ontology annotation, molecular function: cyclin-dependent protein serine/threonine kinase activator activity; histone binding; protein kinase binding. Lineage: Eukaryota; Fungi; Ascomycota; Eurotiomycetes; Chaetothyriales; Herpotrichiellaceae. The transcript is spliced from 4 exons. Gene Ontology annotation, biological process: regulation of mitotic cell cycle. Gene Ontology annotation, cellular component: SCF ubiquitin ligase complex; cyclin-dependent protein kinase holoenzyme complex. The record is from RefSeq and is a predicted model, not a curated record.